This is a messenger RNA of Blumeria graminis f. sp. triticale, 666 nucleotides long. Lineage: Eukaryota; Fungi; Ascomycota; Leotiomycetes; Helotiales; Erysiphaceae. The record is from the annotation of a GenBank genome assembly.
AUGUUUUCGACCAGCAACCGCUUGCAGAAUUUGUUCGGAUUCUUCACCACAGUUGCUCUAGUACUCGGGGCUUUAAUCGCUGCCUCUGACCUACUAGCACCGCGAACUCCUCGUGCAAGUUUAUCUUUGAAGGAUGUAAAUGUCAUCAGGGGCCGACCCAAUCACUAUUCAACUAAACGCGAGGACUAUGGAGUUAUUCGUUUCUCGCUCUCAGCCGACUUAUCUUCGCUCUUCACGUGGAAUACCAAGCAAGUCUUUGUCUACGUAUCAGCAACAUGGCCAAACUCUACGUCAAGCCAGGUCUCAAAUGAGGUCGUAAUCUGGGAUAGCAUUAUAACAAACCCGAGUGCCGACCACCUAUUGAACGUUGGCCCUGCCACGAAGCAAAAACUGAUAAAGAGCUCUCAAGGAUUAAGCAUUGACCCCCGCCGGGGUAAGUUAGAGCUCAGAAAUCAACGAGCAAAGUAUCAUAUUACUACACCAACCGGCAGACUGGCAGAUACAAAAAAUGUGACCUUGAGAUUACAUUAUAACGUGCAGCCCUGGAUAGGUGUCUUGACUUGGACACCCAGCAUCGAAUUUGGACGAUGGAAAAAGAUGAAUGGUGGUAUGAGCAAGGCAUUUAAAUUUCCGGCCAUAAAAGCUACUGGGGCUAGCAAAGCCUAA